This is a messenger RNA of Dimorphilus gyrociliatus, 1870 nucleotides long. The record is from the annotation of a GenBank genome assembly. NCBI's taxonomy places the organism in Eukaryota, Metazoa, Annelida, Polychaeta, Dinophilidae.
UAUGGCUUCAAAGUCAGCGAAUAGAAGCAAUCUGGAUGCUUUAGCCGGAGCAAAGUUGAAAAGCGCAUUAUCAAAGAGUCAAAAUCGAACUCCGAAAGAAGUUCAAACAAUGCAGAGUGUUGCUAAUAAACUUGGUGCUUUAUGGAAGAGAAGGAACUUUCGGAGAAGAGAGGCUAUGUAUAGAAGAAAGCCAUGGCGAAAAGGAUUAACACCACUCCUUCGAUUUAGGCUGGCUGCAAAGGCAAUUUCCCUAGUUCUAAAUGUUUGUAAAGUUUGUCGAGACAUGCAAUCUGCCUGGGUUACUUCCCAACCUUGGUAUCAGCAGGUCGAGGACGUAUUGUCUGAUUCUCAUUCAACGGUUACAAGACCGCGACCUUUUACUGCCAUAAUAAUAAAUGAUAGUCAAAAAAUUGAGAAGAUCUCUUUUGAUCAAAGUGAAUAUUCAAGGGAAUUUAAAGCCGAACAUCUUCUAACUGAUGAUAUCCGACAAAUUCUUCGUAUGAAGUCGUGUGAAAGGAACAGCGAUCAAAUAAACGAUGUUUUAAUCUGCUUAAGGCAAAUUUGUGAACAAUUCAACGGAUUUUCAUUGGAAAUGCAAAAGGAUAUGUGCAAAGUUAUGACUUAUGAUCUUUAUAACCCAAAUAGAGUAAUAAUUCGUAAGAAUCUAAUGUCUGAUGGAAUAUAUAUAUUGUUGUCGGGAACAUUGGUUGAAAAGUCUGAUGAAAAGAGACAACUACAAGAUAUCAGACCUGGCAGAUUAAUUGGUGAAGAAGAUUUAGUAUGUGGAUCGAGUAGAAAAUCUACCGUUUUAACAAAGACCAAAUGUGAAAUAUUAUCGCUUCAUAGUCAAGACUACAGAGCUAUUUUUAAUAUGGCCGAAGAUUCUAGCGACUAUAGACACUUGGAAGUGUGUAAGCAUGACGUCCUCUUUCAAAACUUUCCCAUUGAGAAAUUAGAAGAGAACCCUGGUGUUUGGACAGUCUUAUCUUAUAAAUUCGGUCGUCUUAUAUCGAAAGAUUGCAACGAAACUGAAUGGAUUUACGUUAUAAAAUCGGGAGAGGCCAAAGUAUUAAAACGAAUGGAAACUCAAUACGUCCAAGUUGAUGAGAGGAAAAGUUUGUUAGAAGCUAGAAGAGAAACGGAAACGCAUAAAGAUUAUAAGAAGCGCUUAUUUCAAUUUACUUAUAAUCCUCCAGUCUCAAGACAAAGCAAUAGAUAUAGUGUUUCCUCAGCUAAAUCAACUUCUCUUGUUCGGAUGGACGAGUCAGAUGAACGGACUACUAAUUGGAUAAGGCAAUCAAGGGCCUUAUCAGCACCAACGGUUGCUCCAAGAAGGUCGAAAAGUGCUAAUCUUAAAAAAUUGACCAGAGCUUAUAAGGUUAAAGAAGAUAAUUCUCUGAGACCAAAGACUGCUCACCCCUGUUCAAAUGCCAAAACAGAGGAAUUAAAUAGGUUUGAACAGAAAUUACGUAGACCGAAGAGUACAGUUUCUUUCUUAGAAACUGCAAAGGAGACAAUAAAAAAGAAAGAUACUAGAAUGUAUAAAGUUCCAUCCUAUGUCAAACUGGAUUCCUUAACAACCGGAAGAGUUUUCGGACUUCGUUCAUUAUUACCGGAAGAAGAGAGAGGAGCCAGCGUUAGCCUUGUGAGUGGCGGCUGCGUUAUAUUACAAAUUAGUAAAAAAUUUCUCUCGAAGUUUAUGAACGACUCUUUAAUAGGUUUAAUUAGAAUGCACCACAAACCCUAUCCAACUGAAGAAAAUUUAUUAUGCAGCUUAGAUACGAAAAUUGAAUGGGAAGAUUAUAAAGAAAAAAUUAUGAAGAAGGCACUCUGUCUUAAAGAGUUAGAUCGGACUAAGCAAAUAUACUAA